AUGGGCCUCCCUCAAGCUCCAACCCCUCCUCAUCUUUACCCUCAAGAACUUCAACUUAAACUUUACCAGGCUUUUAUAUUUUCAAUUCCUAUCCUCUUCUCCAUUAUUCUUUUUCUGUUGUUUUACUUGUUCUACCUCAAGAGAAGGUCUUCCUCACUUUCAUCUCCUCCACAUAUAAUUCCAAGAAGUUCCAAUCAAGCUACUCCAUAUCAUGUCUCCUCUAUUUGUCAGAUUGGUCUGAAGGAAGAGCUUAAAGACAGGCUACCAACUGUCUUAUUUGAUGAAGAAUUAAUGACAAAGGAUUCUCAAUGUUGUGUUUGCUUGGGCGAAUUCGAGAUCAAAGAGGAAUUGCUUCAAAUCCCAUCAUGCAAGCAUGUGUUUCAUGUUGAAUGCAUACAUCAUUGGCUUCACUCGAAUUCAACCUGUCCACUUUGCAGGUGUUAUGUCAUAUUCCCCGCCACCAAAUUUUGUACUAAUCCUCCACAAUCUACUGGACAUAUGAUACCUCCUCAAUCUAGCGCAAACUCUCACCAUCCUCAGAAUAUGACAUCAGAACCGCAGCAACAACAAGAUGUUGGUGCUGGGUCAAGAGAACAGUUUGAGAUACCUAUGGAAGGAUCAUCAAGUGUGACAACACAAUUGAGGGACUCUUCCAGCUUGCCUGAGUUAUCUGUUUCCGUUGAGAAUGGAACGGGUUCUUCAACUGGAGAAUCUGUUAUUCUUCAUAUCCAAACACGUAGGACAUGA
Dovyalis caffra is the source of this 747-nucleotide messenger RNA. The record is from the annotation of a GenBank genome assembly. Lineage: Eukaryota; Viridiplantae; Streptophyta; Magnoliopsida; Malpighiales; Salicaceae.